Messenger RNA from Acinonyx jubatus (cheetah), 9559 nucleotides. RefSeq names its product unc-51 like kinase 4 (gene ULK4). The transcript is spliced from 32 exons. Gene Ontology annotation, biological process: protein phosphorylation. Gene Ontology annotation, molecular function: ATP binding; protein kinase activity. NCBI's taxonomy places the organism in Eukaryota, Metazoa, Chordata, Mammalia, Carnivora, Felidae. The record is from RefSeq and is a predicted model, not a curated record. Bases 171 to 3314 code for a protein of 1047 amino acids.
UGCUUCACCCCUGGCCUUGGCAAGUGGACCGGUCCCGAAGGGGUAGAAGCUGAGACGGGCGCCUUCGCGGGAGCAGCCCGCUGGGUCGGCGGCUUCUCCGCCUGGAGCGCUCAGGAACUAGAGAUGCUAUUAGGCUGUUGUUUUAUCCAAUGUGAGAAGUUGGCCCGGAGAUGGAAAACUUCAUUCUGUAUGAGGAGAUUGGCAGAGGAAGCAAGACUGUUGUUUAUAAAGGGCGACGGAAGGGAACAAUCAAUUUUGUAGCUAUUCUUUGUACUGAUAAGUGCAAAAGGCCUGAAAUAACCAACUGGGUCCGUCUCACCCAUGAAAUUAAACACAAGAAUAUCGUAACUUUUCAUGAAUGGUAUGAAACCAGCAAUCAUCUCUGGCUCGUGGUGGAACUCUGCACAGGUGGUUCCCUAGAAAUGGUGAUUGCUCAAGAUGAAAACCUCCCAGAAGAUGUUGUGAGAGAAUUGGGGGUUGACCUCAUUGCUGGAUUACAUCAUCUUCAUCAACUUGGCAUUCUCUUUUGUGACAUUUCUCCAGGCAAGAUACUCUUGGAAGGGCCUGGCACAUUGAAGUUCAGUAACUUUGGCUUGGCCAAAGUGGAAGGUGAAAAUUUGGAAGAGUUCUUUGCUUUGGUGGCAGCAGAAGAAGGAGGAGGUGAUAGUGGGGAAAACGCACUGAAGAAAACCUUAAAAGGUAGAGUCAAAGGAUCUCUUACAUAUACAGCACCUGAAAUUUUAAGGGGUACUGACUUCUCCAUCACCAGUGACCUCUGGUCUUUGGGCUGUCUGCUUUAUGAAAUGUUUUCAGGAAGACCUCCAUUCUUCUCAGAAAGUUUUUCAGAAUUAAUUGAAAAGAUUUUUUAUGCAGAUCCUUUGCCACCUGUUCCAAAAGAUUCUUCUCUUCCUAAAGCUUCUUCAGAUUUUAUUAAUUUGCUUGAUGGUUUACUUCAAAAAGACCCUCAGAAAAGAUUAACUUGGGCAGGCCUAUUGCAGCAUUCAUUUUGGAAGGAUGCUUUUGCUAGGAGAGAUCAUGAAUCGAGCACUGAGGAUUCCAUCGUCAGCGGAAAAAUGAUGGAGCAUUCUGGGACCCAGGAUUCCAAGGAGGUUUUGAAGCCAAGUGGACAAGCCAAGGGAGACAAGAGUGGUCAGCGACUGAGUCACUCUUUCAGACUAGAAAAUCCAGCUGAGUUGCGGCCUAAAAGUACCGUUGGGGGUCAACCGAAUGAAUCCAUGUUUCUUCUGAGUUCUCGCCCAACUCCGAGAACUAGCAGUGCGGUCGGACUAAGUCCUGGUGAGGAUAGGACUCAACAUUCACCACAGAAGGCUUCUCCUUUGACCAAGAUUGCAAGUGAACACCUGAGUCAGCAGGACCUGGAAUCCCAGAUGAGAGAGCUUAUCUACACAGACUCUGAUCUUGUCAUCACCCCAAUUAUCGACAACCCAAAGAUAAUGAAACAACCGCCAAUUAAAUUUGAUGCAAAGAUACUGCAUCUACCAGCAUAUUCAGUGGAUAAAUUAGCAUUUCUAAAAGACCAAGAUUGGAAUGACUUUUUGCAGCAGGUGUGCUCACAGAUCGACUCCACUGAGAAGAGCACGGGGGCCUCGCGAGCCAAGCUGAACCUCCUUUGCUAUUUGUGUGUCGUGACUGGACACCACGAGGUGGCCACGCGCCUCCUCCAUUCACCUCUGUUCCAGUUACUAAUCCAGCAUUUGCGAAUAGCUCCAAACUGGGAUAUACGGGCCAAGGUUGCUCGGGUGAUUGGUUUACUGGCCUCACACACAACUGAGCUCCAGGAAAAUACACCUGUUACUGAGGCAAUUGCCGUCUUAACUGAGUUAAUUAGGGAAAACUUCAGAAAUAGCAAAUUAAAACAGUGCCUCUUACCAACCCUUGGGGAGCUGAUCUACCUUGUAGCCACCCAGGAAGAAAAAAAGAAGAACCCUAGAGAAUGCUGGGCCGUUCCCUUGGCUUCGUACACAGUGCUAAUGAGGUGCCUUCGGGAAGGGGAAGAACGUGUUGUGAAUCACAUGGCAGCAAAGAUUAUUGAAAAUGUCUGCACUACCUUUUCUGCUCAGGCCCAGGGCUUUAUUACAGGAGAAAUUGGACCCGCUUUAUGGUUCUUAUUCAGACAUUCCACUGUUGAUUCUCUCAGGAUAACAGCAAUAUCGGCCUUGUGUAGAAUCACUCGCCAUUCUCCCACUGCCUUCCAGAGUGUUAUUGAGAAGGUGGGACUGAACGCAGUAAUAAACUCCCUGGCCUCAGCCAUCUGCAAAGUUCAGCAGUACAUGUUGACCUUAUUCACUUCAAUGUUGUCUUGUGGGAUUCAUCUUCAGAGGUUAAUCCAAGAAAAGGAUUUUGUUUCUACAGUUAUCCGUUUACUUGACAGCCCAUCAACUUCGAUUAGAGCAAAAGCCUUCCUCGUUCUUUUAUAUAUUUUGAUUCAUAACCAUGAGAUGCUGCUGCUUGGCUGCCAAGCAAGACUGGUGAUGUACAUCGAGAGAGACAGCAGAAAGACCACUCCAGGCAAGGACCUGCAAAGCAGCAAUGAAUACCUGUCCAAGUGCCUGGACCUUCUCAUCCGUCACGUUGUGCACGAGCUGCCGCGGAUCCUGGGUGACAUUCUUAACGCCUUGGCCAAUGUUUCUGGUCGUAAACACCCAUCAACAGUCCAAGCGAAACAGCUGAAGAUGUGUCUCCCCCUGAUGCCUAUAGUGCUUCACCUCGUAACUUCUCAGGUGUUUCGACCUCAAGUUGUAACAGAAGAGUUCCUUUUCAGUUAUGGAACUAUUCUUAGUCAUAUUAAGUCUAUAGACUCAGGAGAAACUAACCUAGAUGGAGCCGUGGGACUGAUGGCAUCGGAAGAAUUUAUCAAGAUCACGUUGUCGGCUUUUGAAGCAAUAAUACAAUAUCCUGUUCUGUUGAAAGACUAUCGCUCUACGGUUGUUGAUUAUAUCCUGCCACCCUUGGUCUCCUUGGUUCAGAGCCAAAAUGUGGAGUGGAGACUCUUCAGCUUGCGGUUGCUCUCAGAAACCACAUCUCUACUCGUGAACCAGGAGGUCGGGGAUGGCAAGAAGGAGGCGAAUGUUGACUCUGACAGCAAUCUGCUGGCUCUCAUUAGAGAUGUCUUACUUCCCCAGUACGAGCACAUCCUCGCGGAGCCUGACCCAGUACCAGCUUAUGCUCUGAAACUGCUCGUGGCCCUGACUGAACACAACGCAACCUUCACCAGACUUGUGGAAGAGAGCAAACUGAUCCCACUCAUUUUUGAAGUAAUUCUGAAUGCUACUCAACUGAAAACCAUCUGUUAAAGAAAACAUUUCACCUAUGGUUCCUAUGUGUAGAGAAUAAAAUGGGAUUGCAGAGUUGACUUCCCAUUUCUGAUAAAUCCCUAUUUAUUACCAAAGGCAGGUUUGAGAAGUAGGCUGGAAAUCCGUACAUCAACACAGUGCCCUUAGUGCUCUGUUCUCUUGUACCUAGUGGGUUAUCCCCCUUUACCAAAAACUUGCCCUACAAAGCUGACUGACAGCAGAAGGGACAAAGGAGGAGACACGUCCCCAGCCAGACUGGCCUAACCUCCCUUGGUCUUUAAUGGAGCAGUAGCCGUGAUAGUCUGCUAACUGUACCCAUGGAAAUUAGCUUUCUUUAAUCCAAAACUGUUAGCCUAUAGGUUGUUUGUGUGUUGAUAAUGGCUAAAUGGUGAAAACAUUACUUUUCUUAGCUACAGAUGAACCUUUUCCUUUCAGGAGAGUGGGUUGGGUUUGCUGAGUCAUGUGAUUGGAUGGGGACAAGGGGCGAGAGUGGGUGGUAUUUCCAAAGUGCGCUCAGGUGACGAUGAGAUGACGCAGAGCCGCCGUGCGAGGGGGAUGUGCAAAGUGAGAGGCUGGAGUGAAUCGCUUUGAAUAGUAAGGAGAUUUUAUAAGCAGUGUCAGGAGAAAAAAAUGGAGAAAAAUGGGAGGAAGAAACAUGGAGACGGAGAGCCGUCUAAUGGGGACGUUAAGCUUCGCCAAGUGGCCGGUGUGUGUCUCCACCUUCAGCAGGGUACAUACGUGACUUGCUGAUUUGUUGCAGCAUCGGAUUUGUUUUGGAGGGCGGCGGGUGCCGUCAGCUGCCCGGUUUGAGUUGGGUUGGGUAUGGGCAAGAGCCAAAGCUGUCCAAACCCAGCCGUAUCGGGCUUGUGUUUGAAGAGACUGGUGUCGAAGACCUAUGGAGAGCGCUCUAGAGCUACCGUGGGCCUUAAGUGGGGAUGUGUCUCAUCCCCUUGCUGUGGUAGGAGUCUUUCUGACCUGUGUAGGUCAGUGCAGCUCCUUUUGUGACUGAUGAAAAGUUCUCAUCCUAUCCAGUCCCCUCAAGGUCUAAACUCCACACAUAGGAAAUUCCUUCUGGAAGGUUACCAAAGUUCCUCUGGGCUUGAUUAAUCUUUGUAUAAUGAGCACCUAGCAAGGCUUCAUAUCUUACCAUGGUAGAUGUUUAAUUGAUUAAUGCCAUGGUUUAGACCUUUGUCAUGUCGUAGAGAGUGGGUAGAGGUGACCUCCACUCUCCAGGUGAGGAUCUCAGCCAGUUCUGAGUCCUGAGCCCUGAGCCCUGAUCUCCCAGGCAUGUCUGGGAUGAUACUUUCCCCUAACCGGAAUAGCUCCAUACUCAGGUUUCUUGGAGGAUCAUAUUUUAAAAAGAGGUCCUGUUGUUAAAAAGAAAAAAAAACAAAAAAAACCCCCCCAACAUUUGGGAACCACUGCUUUUGGGGACAGGACUUUGAUGUCUGUGAAGAACCUUAUUAAAUCCCUUUUCUUUUUUUUGUCUUUCUUGAGUUGCAUGAUCUCAGGUUUUCCCCUCUAUAUAAUUACAUUUUUUAAUCUGUGAGAUGUCCUCAUAGCAGUUAUCCUGUGAACAGUUGUCUUGUCCUUUCUAAACUUUUAUCACCGAGCAAGACAUGACAUAGCAUUUUAGUGAUUCUAUGAUGCAUUUUUUUAAUAACAGAUUUUAGCAUUUAACAGAUUUAACAUUUCUGAAACUGGGAUGUACUUUCCAAAUCAGUGGCAUUUUGCGAUUGCUUUCAGCCAGGAGACCUGGUUGUCAUUGCCUUAACUAAUUCAUCUCAUUUUUCUUUUUCUUUUUCUAAGUGCCCAAGAGUGAUGCAUUAUAAAAAUAUAUGUCCGAAUAUGUCUAAAAGGGCUCUUUCAAUAAAAAUAAAAGGAACUUUGUAAGUAAUGAGAAACCAUGUCAUAGUUUAAUUGGCAACAUUUUUCUUUCUUAGUGCUUGAUAAAAUGAUGGGUGCAUCUUGGAACUGAGGGAUUCCUGGUUUCACAGAAACACAGUAUAUUCUUGCAUUAAGUUUGGGUCUAAUCCCCCCGGCCAGUGUGGUGUCCUGCAUACGCGUAGCAGCUUCUCGGCAACAGUUUGAUCAGAAGAGACACCGUGGAAGAUGGUGCAGGGUCCUGUGUGUUGGAUACUCCUUGUGUCUUCUAGCCCCCCACCCCCAUUACAAUAGAAAAGGCUGGUGCCACCCCCAUUACAGUAGAAAAGGCUGGUGGUCCACAGUGACCUCUUGAUGACUUUUUUUCUCUACUCUCAGCUCAUAACUGUUUUCCAUCUUCUGUUUGAUGUCCUUACAAUCUGAUACAGGCUUUGUAACUUCCUUCUUUUCUCGAGUUCCUCAUACAGUGUGUUCUUACUAGCCAUGUGUCCUCUCCUAGAUGUUUCUCAUUAAGAAAGCAAAUGUUUGUCUUAUGGGCAGGAAUUGCAGGCAGCUUCUGUGUCUUUCCUGUAGGCCUAGAGGGGAGUGAAGAUGAAGGGAGCAGCGUUGUGAAUUUGAUGUCCUAUCUGUGUCAAAUAGCCAUGUACAGAUCGUACACAGAUAGAACAAAGAGCUUUAAGUAUGGGCCACGCUGGUGAAGAUAUAGUGCAAAGCUGUAGUAAUCAAAACGGUAUGGCACUGUCACAAAAACGAUCUUUGGAACAGAAUAGAGAGCUCAGGAAUAAAUCCGUGCUUUGAUGGUCAAUCUGUGACAGAAGGGGGAAGAACAUACAAUAGGGAAAAUUAGUCUCUUCAGCAAAUGGUGCUGGGAAAACUGGCCAGCUACGUGUGAAAGUAUGAAAGUCUACUUCUUUCUUAGACCAUACGCAAAAGUAAACUCAAAAUAGAUUAAAAACCUAAGUGUGAGGCCUGAAACCACAAAACUCUUAGAAGAGGACAGAGGCAACAAUUUCUUUGACAUCAGCCGUAGCAACGUUUUUCUAGAACUGUCUUCUCAGGCAAGCAAAACAACAGAAAAAAUAAACUACUGGGGCUACACCAGAAUAAAAAUCUUCUGCACGGCAAAGGAAACAAUAAACAAACCAGAAAGACAACCUACUGAAUGGGAGAAGAUACUUGCAAAUGAUUAUUAUCUGAUAAGGGGUUAACACUCAAAAUGUAUAAAGAACUCACAGAACUCAACACCAAAAAAACCCCAGUCUGAUUAAAAAAAUACCUGUUGGGAUGAGCACUGGAUGUUGUAUGGAAACCAAUUUGACAAUCAAUUUCAUAUUAAAAAAAAUAAUAAAAAAAUAGGCAGAGAACCUAAAGACCUUUCUCCAAAGAAGACACACAGAUGGCCAAUAGACACAUGAAAAGAUGCUCAAUAUCAUUAAUCAUCAGGGAAAUGCAAAUCAAAACCACCAUGAGAUGUCCCCUCACACCUGUCAGAACAGCUAGACUGAAAAGAAAUAACAAUUGUUGGCAAGGAUGUGGAGAAAAAGGAAACCUUUGUGCACUGUUGGUGGGAAUGCAAACUGGGGCAGCCACUGUAGAAGACAGUAUAGAGAGUCCUCAAAAAAUUAACAGUAGAAAUACCAUACGAUCCAGGAAUACCAUAUGACCCUGCUAAUUGGUAUUUCCCCAAGGAAAAAGAAGACACUUUGAAAGCAUACAUGCACCCGUGUUAAUUGCAGCAUUAUUUACAGUAGCCAAACUAUGGAAGCAACCCAAGUGUCAGUUGAUAGAUGAAUGGAUAAUGAAGAUGUGGGGAGUAAACACACACACACACACACACACACACACACACAGGAAUAUUACUCAACCCUAUAAAGUAUGAGGUCUUGCCAUUCGCAACAACAUGGAUGAACAUAGACAAUAUUAUGCUAAGUGAAAUAAGUCAGAGAAAGACAAAUAUAUGAUUUCACUGCUUUGUGGAAUCUAAAAAACCACAUAAAUGAAUAAACAAAAAGCAGAAUCAGACCUAUAAAUACAGAGAACAAACUGAUGGUUGCCAGGGGUGUGGGGGAUGGGCAGAAUGGGUGAAGGAGAGUGGGAGGUAUAGGCUUCCGGUUAUGGAAUGAAUAAGUCAUGGGAAUAAAAAGCACAGAUAGUGUAAAGAAUAUCGUCAGUGGUAUUGUAAUAGUGUCAUAUGGUGAACAGCAUAGGAUAACGUAGAGACUUAGUCACAUCACCAUGUUGUGCACCUGAAACUAAUGUAACAUUGUCAAUUAUAGUAAAUAGAAAAAUUGGUUAAGCACAUAACCAUUUGAAAGUAGUCUUCAUUAUUUUGAAGGAAAAAAAAAAAGCCAUUUCCAGUUGUAACUGUCUCCUCAGGAGGCACAGUGCUCCCUCCUGUCUGGAUAGCUAAACAUCUGGGCCCUCUGGAUUCAUAAUGCAGGAAGAGCGAUGUGCGAGCACAUAAUUGGACAGGAGCAGUGCAGGAGCUUUGUAUGGGGAGCGAGAGAAUGCUCUGGAUCCCAGGGGAGGAUCUUCUGUUCAUUGCAGGGAGACGAGUCUCACAGAAGUAGUAACCUUUGAAUGUGGCCUUGAGAGGGAGUUGCCAUGAGGAGAAGGUGAGUACUUGGAUGCACCUGGACCAGAGACCAUGGAGAAGUGUAGGCAGGGAGUCUGGAAUGGGAGCCAGAUCCUGCAGGCUUUAUACUGUGGUGGUUUCAUAUUUGCUUGGCUUUGCACAUAAUUUAUGCUUUUCAAAAUCAGAUAGUAUCCUCUAGUUAAACAACAACAACAAAAAAAGAUCUUUUAGAGCCUCUAGCUGCAGGGACUGUGUGCACUGAGAAGGUAGACUGCUCAGAUAGAGGUUGGGCCUUGGAGAGAAUCAGGCUUAGGGUUAUGGGAUAAUACUGGAAACUUGGAGACUGGUUGAGGGCUGGAAUCUCCAUCAGCAAGGCUUUUGAAAGUGGGGAAGGAGACAUAAGACACAAAGGUCGGUUUCAGAGGUUUGAUCUAAGGAGUUCCAACACCACAUUCAGGGCAGAGAGCAGGGCAGAAUGGUUUUAAUCCUGGGGUCCAGCUGCAAGUUUCCCAGCUCUGGACAGGCCAAGUGGUGGGGAAAGCCAGAUAGCGAUUGCUUACAACAAAGGAGCUGUCACAGCAGCUGGUCACUGCUUCCCUGGCGGGGCCCACCUGGGUGGGGGGCCUGCCUUUUCCUUGGCCUUGGGAGGCAGCUGUGUUGAGUAGGGGCUGGAGACUCAGGCAGGCAGCGUUGGAUUAAGCUAAAUGGCUUCCUAUUCAGCCUUCAGCCUAGCAUGCUAAGGCAGUCUGGAUCUGUGUAACAAAUGUGGGUUCUUAAGAAUGUGAACCAUCAGAAGGACCCAGUGGCUUGGAUCCGAGUGCCGCCUUGCUGGCUGAGCGGGAUGGAAGGCGUUCUUCUUUCCCCUUUUGCCCUUUUCCAAAGAGUAGAAGUUGCUUUUAAAUGUGUCUUAAGUAUGAAUUUGAAUGAAUCAGCCUGUGGAUUUUGCUGUAACUCUAAUCUCACCUCACUUUAUUUCAGUGGUUUAUGUUUUGGCCUACUUCAGUAAAUCAUUUUGAUACCAAGUAAUAUAGGCAAACUGUAUUUUAUUGGGAAAAAAAUCUUUAUUCAUAGCAGAUUUUCCAAUAUGUGCCAAAAUAUCGCUGUCAUGAUGUUUUAUGUGUCUGUUCCAAAACAAACAAUUAAAGAGCAAUUUCAGUGGCAAAUGUUAACAAUAAAAAUGGGAUUAGCAAUACGCUAGUUUGACAAUUAUAUUGUUUUAGCAAUCUUGAGGAUAGCAGCUGAAGCAAGCUCGAGUAAAUCUUUCAAGUCAACGGUAUCUUUAGGAAAGAGUCUCUUUAUGGACCCUUGGAGCCGCAAGGAUUUAAUCAUGAAGACACCAGUGUAGUAUAGACUGGCAACCACAUUACUUUUAAGAAAUGUUUUCAGUCCUGUGCAUCCAUCAGGCUUUUAAAAUUACUUGGCUCUUUUCUACUUGCGACCCACCUGAUGUGAAUUGGUUCUUUCAGCGUAUGUUAAAAUGACAGGUUCCUUAUGAGGUUAGGACUCUGCACACUUGUGUCCAAUAUGCUGUUAAUAUGAUUCUGCUGUGCACAUGGGCAUGAAUUUCUAAAGUAGAAAACAAGAUUUGAUUAAAAUUUCAAAAUACUUGACUUAGGAAGAUACUUUCAAAGUUACACAAAGAGUGCUUACUGGAUGUAGGAGAUAAAUCUGUUGCUUCAAACUUGCAUGGGUCCCUGUUCAGGGUUUCUAUAGACUGCAGAAUGGAACUCUAAAACCAGCUGUUGUAUACGUGAUGACUUCACACACUACUCAUGCACUGUCAUAA